Molecule: messenger RNA, 1305 nt
Organism: Acanthosepion pharaonis
Lineage: Eukaryota; Metazoa; Mollusca; Cephalopoda; Sepiida; Sepiidae
Source: the annotation of a GenBank genome assembly
AUGGCAGAGAACAACAGAAGGUCGCCUGUUACUAUCAACGAAUUGGUACAGCUGGAAAAUUUGGGCAUACCUCAAGACCAGGUGACAUGGUCACGAGUAACUAUGGUUUCUGACCAAUGGAUUGCAGUUCGCCAUGACAAUGGGGAGAAGCAUGCAACUGUAACAGUCUUGAAUCCAAGAGAAGGUACCAAACUCUAUGCAGGUACAACUUCUGCUGAUUCUCUCUUAAUGAAUCCAUCCCACCCUAUCAUUGCGCUAAAAGCAAGUUUACGAUUUGAGGUAUUCAACUUUGGUGCUAAAAUGCUGGUUAGCAAGAUGGACAUGGUUGACAGGGUCACCUAUUGGACGUGGGUCAACUCUGAUAUCAUUGCUAUUGUAACUGAUAGUGCAGUCUUUCACUGGGACCUUUGGCAAGGAGAUUCUCCACCUGAAUGUGUAUUCAACCGACAUAAUCGUUUGACCUUUAGUGAGAUUGUCAGUUAUAAAGCUGAUCGAAGUCUCAAGUGGUUGGCCAUCACGGGACUCACACCAGAGGAAGACCGUAUCUCAGGUGUUACCCAGCUUUAUAAUGUGGAUGAAGACAUCACCCAAUGUAUCAAUGCUCAUGCUGUGUGCUUUACACACUACAGAUUUGAUGAUAACCCACUUUCUUCGACUGUCUUCUGUGUGGCUUCGAGAGAUAUGCAAGAUAAAGGAAAAAUCCACGUGAUAGAGCUGGGACCCUACAAACAUGGAAAUUUUGCUCCCAGAAACAGUUACACAGAAAUUAGAUUUUCAGAUGACCUUGACCGAUAUGAUUUUCCAGUAACUCUACAGGUCAGUGGAGACUAUGGACUUUUGUAUGUUGUGACAAAAUAUGGAUACUUGUACUUGUGUGACAUGGAGACUGCUGCCUGCCUGUGUGUAACUCGAGUGUCCCCAGAGAUCAUCUUUACUUCUACCAUCAAUAGUGUUACACAAGGAAUUUUAGGGAUCACAAGAUCAGGAAGAAUCAUAAGUGUGGACAUCAAAAAAGAGGUUUUAUUAUCCCAGGUGCGUGAGAGUGCAAAAUGGGCAAACCAAGCAAGCCGACUCGAACGAGCAAUGGCCCGUAAUGAGGAAAAACGAACCCCCAGCAAACAAGUGCAUAAUAAUAACAACAAUUUUGGUGUUAUCUUGAACAACAAUACUAACCUAACUAGUAUUGGCCUGACUCAGUCCCCUAAGGCCAGUGGUUGUGCUAGCAAGGACAGUACUGGUAGCAGCAGUAGUAGCAGCAGUAGUUGUAGUAGUAGCAGCUGUGUCAUUAGUGAGGGAAAAACAUAA